AUGUCUCUGAUUGCAGGAACUUGGGAUCUCAGUGCAGCUACCCUGGGGGCAGCCGAGCAACACUUGAAAGAUGAACAUCAGGAAGAAUCCGUGUUUGAAGAUCUCAAGGAUGAUCGCAAGACAGUUCCCGUUGACGAAUUUCAGAAAGACGGUGGCAAGUACCGAUCUAUCGUCAAGCUCUUCAUGCGCUAUGCGGGCCAGGAAGAUGAUGACAAACGGUAUGCCAUGGGCACCGGCUGGUUGAUCCAGGAUGACCUUCUCGUGACAGCAGGUCAUUGUGCCUUUGAUUGGAGCCAAAAUGAUGGCAAGGGUUUUGGACGCGCCAUCGAAGUUAGGGCCUUCAUUGGCUACAAUGGCAAAGCCUCCGUAACCAAAGAUGCACUGGAGAGCAAGGCUGUCCAGUUCCGCUACGGCGCCAAAAUUGUUACCACCCAGAAAUGGUUGGAGUCCGGGAUGUACCGCCAGAAUGAUGUUUCUUUCAUCCGGCUAAACAAGCCCUUUACUGGAAUUACGCCGAUCAAGUUCCAGGAUACGCCCCUUCGAGACAACAAGACGAUUGGAGUUGUUGGAUAUCCGGGCGAUAAAGACUAUGGAGGUGAAAAGGGUGCCCAGAUGUAUGAGGAGUUCCGCCAGGUCGCCUGGGACCGCGAGAGGUCUACUGUGAACAUGUUGGAGUAUCGUAUCAACACCUACCGAGGCCAGUCCGGAUCCCCGGUCAUUGUACAAGGAGGGUCGAAUGGGUCGGCGCAGGUGUCCAUUGGAGCCCAUGUUUACGGAGGAGGUGGCAAGAACUCCGCGAGCGCAAUUGGAAAACUUGGAAACCCGUACGAGAAGUAUAUCUCUGUCUUUGAUCAAACAUUCGACAUAGUCAAGCCGCUCGUGCUCCGUGAGGGUGUCACAUACGUCGACAUGAACCCCAAGGGGGAGAGUGGCUUCGACGAGGAAGAAGACUUCUGGCAGACCAUGAAGAGUGUAAUGGAUGUUGGGGCCCCUAUUGUGGGUGAUGCUCUCAAGAUGGCGAGCCCUUUCUUCGGCCCUAUUGGAGGUCCUUUGGCUGCGCUGGCUGGCACAGCCAUUGGUGCUGCCGGGAAGAAGCUCGCUGCUAAAGGAAAUAAAACUGGAGCUGAGAGUGAGUUCGGUGACCCGAAAGAGCAGCCUAGCGUGGUCCACCAGGCUAUCAUGAACGAAGCUUGUCUUCACGCCUUCUUCCACUCCAAAGUGAAGGACCGGAAGUUCCGCGAGGAACUCAGAAAAAAGCUGAUGGUCGAAUACGGCAAACGCGCCAUAGCAGUCGAGCGAGUGUCACCGAAGGUCCUGCCAGCUGUCAUGGCCUCUGUUCUUCCACUCUCUCAAGAUAUCGUUCGGCAAACUCUAGUUACAAAAGCUGCAAAUCCCGAAACCGACCUUGGUCAGAGCGAAGUCGUCAAGCCGAUUCAGAAGCCGGAGUCGUAUGAGAGGAUGCAGGAUAGUUUCGCGAAACGCAUUAUCGACGCUCCGUAUAAGCAACCCGUUGAGGAGAGCAUUUGGGACGUUUUUGGCGCUGUCUUGUCUGCUGCAAACAAAGGCGUCAGUAUCGUUCAGAAGGGUUUAGAUGUCGCCAACACGCUGCUUCCUCCCAAGACCGAAAGUUCCUUCGAUGAGUCCACGCCACUCGAUGCAGACUUGACUGUUCUAGGCAAGAGGGCUGUGCUUGGUGCUGCAGCUGCCUCCGUCCUUCAAGACGCUUCUCUUGACAAACUCCAAGCGGAAGGCUUUUUUACCGCGAUCAAAGAAGCAGCCGCCAGAUAUGGACCCACUGUCAUCAAGUACGGUCCCGUUGUCAUCGAUGCGCUGCGACCUGUCGUUCAGGCCUACUCCGGUAGUUCCCCUAUUGAGAAACCUCAUGACCCUGAAGGUGGCGAGUCCAUGUAUGAUAUCAUAUACGGGAAGAAGAAGAAGAAUUCCUGGCAGGAGAAACUCUCCAAAGACACAUUGUACUCUAUGGAACAAAGUCAAGAUGUGACCUUGGAGCAGAAAAGCCUGCUGCAUAACCUUGAUGACCCGCUGAUGACAGAUCCAGGAUUUGUAGUUCCAGGUGAGGAUUCUACAACUCAGCUGUGA
Molecule: messenger RNA, 2100 nt
Organism: Penicillium expansum
Lineage: Eukaryota; Fungi; Ascomycota; Eurotiomycetes; Eurotiales; Aspergillaceae
Product: Peptidase S1B, glutamyl endopeptidase I
Exons: 4
Coding region: 1-2100 (699 amino acids)
Biological process (GO): proteolysis
Molecular function (GO): serine-type endopeptidase activity
Source: RefSeq, a predicted model, not a curated record